This is a messenger RNA of Orycteropus afer afer, 2011 nucleotides long. It is a transcript of the gene GRB7, whose product is annotated as growth factor receptor bound protein 7. The record is from RefSeq and is a predicted model, not a curated record. Gene Ontology annotation, biological process: signal transduction. Lineage: Eukaryota; Metazoa; Chordata; Mammalia; Tubulidentata; Orycteropodidae.
CUCUCUCCUCCCUCAGAUGUCAUGGAGCUGGAUCUGUCUCCACCACAUCUCAGCAGCUCCCCAGAAGACCUGUGCCCAGCCCCUGGGACCCCUCCUGGGACUCCCCCACCCUCUGAUGCCCCUCUUUCUGGGGAGGUGAAGCGCUCCCAGCCCCUGCCCAUUCCUGCCAGCAGGAAUUUCCGAGAGGAAGAGCUGCGGGCAACCUCUCUGCCCUCUAUUCCCAACCCCUUCCCUGAGCUCUGCAGCCCUCCUUCACAGAGUCCCAUUCUUGGGGGCACCUCCAGUGCAAGGGGUUUGCGCUCCCGGGAUGCCAGCUGCCCCCAUGUGGUAAAGGUGUACAGUGAAGAUGAGGCCUGCAGGUCUGUGGAGGUGGCGGCAGGUGCCACGGCUCGCCAUGUGUGUGAAAUGCUGGUGCAGCGAGCCCACGCCCUGAGCGAUGAGAACUGGGGGCUGGUAGAGUGCCACCCCCAUCUGGCACUGGAGCGUGGAUUAGAGGAUCAUGAGUCCGUGGUGGAAGUGCAGGCCGCCUGGCCCGUGGGUGGAGACAGCCGCUUCGUCUUCCGGAAGAACUUCGCCAAGUACGAACUCUUCAAGAAUUCCCCACACUCCCUGUUCCCAGAAAAGAUGGUCUCCAGCUGUCUCGAUGCAAACACAAGCAUAUCCCAUGAAGACCUCAUCCAGAACUUCCUGAACGCAGGCAGCUUCCCUGAGAUCCAGGGCUUCCUGCAGCUAAGGGGGUCUGGACGCAAGCUUUGGAAACGCUUCUUCUGCUUCCUACGCCGGUCCGGCCUCUAUUACUCCACCAAGGGCACUUCCAAGGAUCCAAGACACCUGCAGUAUGUGGCAGACGUGAGCGAGUCCAAUGUGUAUGUGGUGACCCAGGGCCGCAAGCUCUACGGGAUGCCCACGGACUUUGGCUUCUGUGUCAAGCCCAAUAAGCUUCGCAAUGGCCACAAGGGGCUCCGCAUCUUCUGUAGUGAGGACGAGCAGAGCCGCACCUGCUGGCUGGCUGCCUUCCGCCUCUUCAAGUAUGGGACGCAGUUGUAUAAAAAUUAUCAGCAGGCACAGUCUCGCCACCUCCGCCCAUCCUGUUUGGGUUCCCCACCCUUGAGGAGUGUCUCGGAUAAUACCCUGGUGGCCAUGGACUUCUCCGGCCAUGCUGGGCGUGUCAUAGCGAACCCUCGGGAAGCUCUAAGUGCAGCGCUAGAGGAGGCCCAGGCCUGGAGGAAGAAGACCAACCACCGCCUCAGCCUGCCCACCCCAUGCUCAGGUUCAAGCCUCAGUGCAGCCAUCCAUCGUACCCAACCCUGGUUCCAUGGACGCAUUUCCCGUGAGGAGAGCCAGCAGCUCAUUGGGCAGCAGGGCCUGGUGGACGGCCUGUUCCUGGUCCGGGAGAGUCAGCGGAACCCACAGGGCUUUGUCCUCUCUUUGUGCCACCUGCAGAAAGUCAAGCAUUAUCUCAUUCUGCCAAGCGAGGAGGAGGGCCGCCUUUACUUCAGCAUGGACGAUGGGCAGACCCGCUUCACUGACCUGCUGCAGCUCGUAGAAUUCCACCAGCUGAACCGUGGCAUCCUGCCGUGCUUGCUGCGCCACUACUGUACCCACGUGGCCCUCUGAACACCACACAGACAGGUGUGCAUCUCAGGGCAGCUUCAGGAUGUUCACCAUCCCAUCCACUCAUAGAGUGGGCUCAAGGGGUGCAGGAAAUGAUGUCAUGAUCAUGAAUGAUUGGAUAGGCUCCCCCACUCCAGUUUUCUCCACUGCUCCUUCCCCUCCCUUAGGCAGAAAAUGCCCCCCACCCAGUCCACUCUCAACCUUUCUCAUUAAGGGAAGGUGAUUGGGGUGGCCCUCUCUGCUUCAUGGAGCUCCUGGGGCAAUGCUCCUGGGGCAGGGCAUUAUGGAAGAAAUGGGGUGGCCCAGGUGGUUCUAUGCCCCACACUUUGUACAGAAUGAGAGGCCAGUGAUCUGCUCUGUUUUAUACCAGUGACAAUAAAGAUUAUUUUUUGAUACA